UACAAAUCAAGAAACAAUAUAAUUCAGAAAAUUAUAAUAAUAAAAAGAGAGAGAGAGGCUCAAUCAAAAGCACCAACCAAAGUUACACCGACUUCUUCUUCUAAUCACAAACACAAACCAAAGAGAGAAACAACAAGAAAGCAAGAAAGAAACAGAGCUUCAACAGGCAUGGGAGAAAAAGAGAAGAAAAGCAAGAAGAAGAAAAAUAAAGAUAGCAAAUCCUCGCCGGACAUCUCCUUCAAACCCUCCUCCGACGUUAAAGGUCUGAAGUUCGGCGGCCAGAUAAUAGUCAAAUCAUUCACAAUACGGCGAGCAAGAACACUCGAGCUCCUAAAACUCCUCUCCCUCCCUUCUCCCUCAUCACCUCCGCUUCUUUCCACGGCGGCGUAUAUUCCGACAAACUUCACGAUCUUAGCUCACCAAGCAUGGCACACACUGACCCUCGGACUAGGAACAAGAAAUUCCAAAGUAGUGGUCUUCGUGUUCGAAUCCGAGGCGAUGAAGACGGCGGUCGCGGCGGCGGAUGGAGGAUUAUGGCCGUCGGAGAUUCCGCUCGGUGAAGUGAACAAGAAGAUGAUUAGAAAGUUAAAGAACUGGGAGAUGGCGAGGUUCAAGUUCAGGAAAGGAUGCUUAACGUUUUACGUCUACGCCGUGAGAAACGCCGGAAGUGAAGGUUUUGCGGCGGCGGAGGACUUAAAGGUAAUUUUACAGGCGGUGGUGGCUUUGAAAGACUUCAUGGAUCACACGGCGAUGCUAGUAAUGCCCCACCAGAAAGCUAUUAAUUACAGUUCUUGCCCUCCUUUUGCCAUGGCUCACUAGUAUAAUUGAACUGGCCCUCUUCUUUUUCAUUAUUUUUGACUUUUUUUUAAUUUUCAAUAUACAAAAAAAUAGUUUUUAUUAUUAUUAUUUAUUUUUGAUUCCCUAAUGAAUUGUGAUCAAGGAUUGUUAUUAAUAUGGUUUUUGGGUGGAAGAAUUGUUUGAAUAAGAUCAAGACUGUUUGCGUUGGA
Messenger RNA from Brassica oleracea var. oleracea, 1007 nucleotides. RefSeq lists its product as uncharacterized. Lineage: Eukaryota; Viridiplantae; Streptophyta; Magnoliopsida; Brassicales; Brassicaceae. Bases 169 to 819 code for a protein of 216 amino acids. The transcript is spliced from 2 exons. The record is from RefSeq and is a predicted model, not a curated record.